AUGACAGCAAUUGGUAAGGAGGAUUUCGAAGAAGUUUUUGGACACUUGACAUUAGGCAUCACUAUUAUCAAUACAUACAUCAUGUUUCUGUAUGACAAGUUGAUUCGCCCGCGUGGAUUGGAGUCCAGAUUCGCUUUCAUAAAUCCCAACGUUGUCCACGUAGGGUCAAUCAUCUCAAAACCAUAUGAAGUAAUAGCAUUUGUGCUCAGUUUAUUUAUGGCCAGCAAAGAUACAGAAAAAUUAUUCUUUUUACCAUAUAAUACUGGCCCCAAUGGACACUGGUUAUUGGUUGCAAUUAAUCCUGUGAGAGAAAUUAUAUAUUAUCUGGAUUCAUUGGGCAAUGAUUGGACAACAUACCCAGAUAUGAAGAAGACGAUUGACACCAUUCUACAAAGUUUUCGAGCACAAAGAGAUAUUCAAGUACCAAGGAGUAGAGUCAACAAUAUUUCUUGGAUCAAAAUGGAGUGUCCUCGUCAGCGCAAUGGUGUAGAUUGCGGUUAUUUUAUGUUGAGGUUUAUGAAAGAAACUAUUCUUUUGGACCGAUUAGAGAUUCCAUCCACGAUAUGA
This is a messenger RNA of Vicia faba (fava bean), 567 nucleotides long. NCBI's taxonomy places the organism in Eukaryota, Viridiplantae, Streptophyta, Magnoliopsida, Fabales, Fabaceae. The record is from the annotation of a GenBank genome assembly.